Molecule: messenger RNA, 2836 nt
Organism: Aedes aegypti (yellow fever mosquito)
Lineage: Eukaryota; Metazoa; Arthropoda; Insecta; Diptera; Culicidae
Gene: Top3beta
Product: DNA topoisomerase 3-beta
Exons: 8
Coding region: 132-2702 (856 amino acids)
Biological process (GO): DNA topological change
Cellular component (GO): nucleus
Molecular function (GO): DNA binding; DNA topoisomerase type I (single strand cut, ATP-independent) activity
Source: RefSeq, a predicted model, not a curated record
CGAGCAUCCAGGAAAAGUUGAUUUUUGCGUGUAUAACUAGUAAACAGAUUGAAUCCAGUUGUCAAAAAUAUUGUUCAAAAGUGGAAAAUCUCCGACUGUUUCGCAGGAAAUAUUAAUUUUCCCAUCCAAAAAUGAAGUCCGCUCUAAUGGUAGCAGAAAAACCGUCGCUGGCGGCAUCAUUGGCAACAAUAUUGAGCAACGGGAAGUGUUCCAGUAGAAAGGGCUCGAACAAUGCCUGCUCCGUGCACGAAUGGUUCGGAAACUUCCGCGGCGAGCAGGUCAAGUUUAAAAUGACUUCUGUUUGCGGACACAUCAUGGGACUGGAGUUUGUCGGCAAAUUUAACUCUUGGGACAAAGUGGAUCCGGCGGAGUUGUUCUCUUGUCCGACGGAAAAGAAAGAAUCCACCCCCAAUCUGCGCAUGCCGGCAUUUUUGAGCCAGGAAGCGAAAGGCUGCGAAUAUUUGAUCCUGUGGCUCGAUUGCGACAAGGAAGGGGAGAACAUUUGCUUUGAAGUCAUGGCGGCAGUGUCCGGUGUGAUGCGAAACGUUUUCUCGAACCGUGUCACAUACAGAGCAAAGUUCUCCGCUAUUACCGAUAAGGACAUCAAAUAUGCAAUGGAUAAUCUUAUUCACCCAAAUGAAAACGAGGCAAAAUCCGUCGAUGCCCGCCAGGAGCUGGAUCUCCGGAUAGGAUGUGCAUUCACCCGUUUUCAAACGAAGUUCUUUCAAGGGAAGUACGCAGAUUUGGACGCGUCCCUCAUUUCCUACGGGCCAUGUCAAACGCCUACGCUUGGGUUUUGUGUGCAAAGACACGACGAAAUUCAAACUUUCAAGCCGGAAAGCUUCUGGUACGUUCAAGUGACCGUCGGAGAAAACCCGGAAAUCAAACUCGAGUGGUCCAGAGUUCGGAUAUUUGAGAAAGAAGUGGCCUGCAUGUUUCUGAACAAAGUGAAGGACCAGAAGGAAGCUUUAGUCGAGAGCGUAACUUCCAAAGAAACGUUUCGCAGUAGACCUCAGGCUUUGAACACGGUUGAACUGAUGAGAGCUGCCAGCGCUGGAUUGGGAAUUGGUCCACACACAGCAAUGCAAAUAGCAGAAAAAUUAUAUACUCGUGGCUACAUCAGUUAUCCUCGUACUGAAACUACUCAGUAUCCAACAAACUUUGAUUUAGUUGGUGUGGUUAAACUCCUUCAACCGUCUUCGGAAUUUGGCGAAGAAGCCCGAGAUAUACUGCGCGAUAUGAGCAGUCCUCGCAAGGGAAACGACGCUGGAGACCAUCCUCCUAUCACCCCAAUGAAGUUGGCCUCUCGCAAUGAAUUGGAUGGUGGCGAUACCUGGCGGCUCUACGACUAUAUUUGCCGUCACUUUUUGGGAACCAUUUCGCGAGAUCUCAAGUAUCGUUUGACGACCACCAAGUUCAAGAUCAACAACGAACUGUUCACCAACACCUCAAGCGUUUUGAUCGAUCCUGGUUAUACAAAAGUAAUGACAUGGCAGGCAUUCAACAAAAACGAAGUCAUCACCCCUUUUACGGUAAACGAGAAGGUUAAAAUCAACGACGUUCGAUUAGUGGAAAGCCAAACUGGUCCGCCAGACUACCUGACCGAGUCGGAGCUCAUCUCUCUCAUGGAAAAGCAUGGAAUCGGCACAGAUGCGUCCAUUCCGGUGCACAUUAACAACAUUUGUCAGAGAAAUUACGUUGCAAUCGGUGGGGGCCGGACGCUAACCCCCACAAAUCUCGGCAUCGUGCUAGUGCAUGGAUAUCGAAAGAUUGAUCCCGAGCUAGUCCUUCCUACAAUGCGUUCAGCGGUAGAGCAGCAGUUGAAUCUCAUAGCACACGGAUCAGCAGAUUAUCGUUUGGUUCUCAAGCACGCGGUGGAAAUUUUUCGACUAAAAUUCUUGUACUUCGUGCAAAACAUCAGCAAUAUGGACAUACUGUUCGAGGCAACAUUCUCUUCGCUGUGUUCAUCGGGCAAAGCUCUCUCUCGUUGCGGUAAAUGUCGCCGAUAUAUGAAGUACAUCCAGACGAAGCCAGCUCGGCUCCACUGUUCACAAUGUGACGAAACCUACACAAUGCCAACCAAGGGAAUAGUGCGCGUCUAUCGCGAACUGAAAUGCCCACUGGAUGAUUUCGAACUGUUGGCGUGGUCAAAUGGCGCAAAGGGCAAAUCUUAUCCUCUGUGUCCAUACUGCUACAAUUACCCGCCUUUCAGGGACAUGCCGAAGAAUUCGGGCUGCAACAGUUGUCCCCAUCCAACGUGUGCCCAUUCACUUUCCAGUUUGGGCGUCUCCAGUUGCAUCGAGUGCGACCGAGGUGUUCUCGUGCUAGAUUGCACCAUGUCGCCAAAGAGCUGGAGACUUGUGUGCAAUUUCUGCGAUGUUAUCAUCAAUUGCUUCGACGACGCUGUGAAGGUCAACGUAGAAGGCGAUUCUUGCGAAGAAUGUGGAGCUCAACAAGUAACUGCCAUUUAUAAAGCUGAGAAAACACCGUUCAAAGAUGAUGUAACAGACAAGAAAGGAUGCAUAUUUUGCUUUGAAGAUUUUAUUCCACUGGUUGAAAAACAUAAAGCAGUUGAAAUGCGUCGGGCACAGGGAGGCAGAGGCAGAGGACGAAGUGUGCGCGGGCGCGGAGGCAAAAGUAGUAGAGGACGCAACAAGCCACCCAAAGACAAGAUGGCACAAUUGGCGGCUUAUUUUGUGUAAUCAAUAUAUGUAUUCCUAUAUUGUAAGCCCUUUAUUUCUUAUUUAUUAGCCUGGAAAGCCGCCUAACUAUGCAUGUUUUAGAACUAUUCUUUAUCUAAGAAGCAAUUGAAUAUGACCAAAAUUACGCAAUUUAG